AUGAACGGAUCCACGGGAAGCCAGCCGGCGGCUAGCAAUGGCUCUGCGAGCUCUGUCAAGGUAACAAAAAAUGGGGAAUAAACUACAAACAUCUUAGCGGUUUAUGAAGCGAAAUAUGCUCUUUUUUCAGAACAAGGAAGCUCCGCAAGCGACGACAGCGAUCUUUCGAGUGCAGGGCAACACUGCUCCCAUUGCUUCUGCGACACUUACUCAUGUUCGUAUUUUGUGUGAUUUCAGGAUAGAAUGGUCUGAAAAUGCCCACGCUGUUCUUGAAAUGAUCAUGGGCAUUGAGACUUUCAAAAUAAAGCGUGAAUGUUUUGUUUGUUUGUGGAGAGUGCACGUUGAAACACUUUUGGCGUCUAAAAACAACUGAAAAUACGAAAAUCUUUGCAGCAAUCGACGCCGCUGGUGAACGCGGAGCACAACGCGAAUCGAAAGAGCAUCUCGAAGCCGAAAGACGACAUAAUGAUCGAGACGCUGUCGGCGGAGCAGGCGGCCACGCACGAAGUCGUUCCGUGCAGUCAUCAACUUCGCACGAACGUCGAAGAAGGACUUACGACGGCGGAAGCGGCGCGACGACGGCAAUAUCACGGAUACAACGAGUUCGACGUCGGCGAGGAGGAGCCCAUCUACAAAAAGUACCUCGAACAGUUUCAAAACCCGCUCAUCCUCCUCCUCCUCGCCUCCGCGAUCGUCUCGAUUCUCAUGAAGCAGUACGACGACGCGAUCUCGAUCACGGUCGCCGUCGUGAUUGUAGUGACGGUCGGAUUCGUGCAAGAGUACAGAUCCGAGAAGACACUGGAGCAGUUGACGAAGCUCGUUCCGCCCACGUGCCACGUGCUGAGGGACGGCAAGGAGGCGAUGAUGCUCGCGAGAGAGCUCGUGCCGGGAGACGUCGUCCUGCUGAACACCGGCGAUCGGAUACCGUCGGAUUUGAGAAUCGCCGAGAGCUUCUCGCUGCAAAUCGAUGAGAGCUCACUGACCGGAGAGACCGAGCCGAAGCACAAGGUACGGAGAAGUUUAGGAAUUCCGAAACCAUUCAAUUUGUAAUUUCAGGAAACGAAAGCAGUUCCCGUGGUCGGAAAAGGAACAGACGUGGAGCACCUGACGUGCAUCGCCUUCAUGGGAACCCUUGUCUGCUCGGGAAGAGGCCGCGGAAUCGUCAUCUCAACGGCGGCCAACUCGCAAUUCGGAGAAGUCGUCAAAAUGAUGAUGGGCGAGGAAUCGCCGAAAACCCCAUUGCAAAAGAGCAUGGACGAACUCGGCAAACAGCUCUCAUUCUACUCGUUCGGAGUGAUCGCCGUCAUCUUUCUGAUCGGUCUUUUCCAGGGCAGAAACAUCGUCGACAUGUUCACAAUCGGAGUCUCUCUGGCCGUCGCCGCCAUUCCCGAAGGUCUUCCGAUCGUGGUGGCCGUCACUUUGGCGAUCGGAGUGAUGCGAAUGGCGAAGAGACGGGCGGUGGUGAAAAAGAUGCCGGCGGUCGAGACACUCGGAUGCGUCACUGUCAUCUGCUCGGAUAAGACUGGCACUCUGACGAAGAACGAGAUGACGGCGCAGGUAGUGGCCACUCCAGAGGGCAAACUGGCCGACGUGACGGGGCUCGGAUACUCGGUGGACGGCGGAGUCGUCACCUGGAACGGAGAGAUCAUCCAACAGUUUAGCCAUCCCGAGUUUGCCAGAAUCAUCGAAGCUGGCCUUGUCUGUAACAACGCCACAAUUGAAGCAGACAAACUUCUGGGACAGCCGACCGAAGGAGCGAUUGUGGUGCUGGCGAAGAAGGCGAGACUCGAAGACGUGCGCAAUCAGUACAAGCGCCUCCGAGAAAUGCCGUUCUCGUCGGACACCAAAUGGAUGGGCGUCCAAUGCGCGGACAACUCGAACGGACAGACCGUCUACUUCAUCAAGGGAGCCCUGGACAGAGUGCUCGAGCAGUGCGGAUCCUACUACUCUUCGGAUAAUCAACGGAAACCUUGCGAUCAGUACAGUCGCCAGAUGGUCUUAGAGAUUGGAAAGGAUCUGGGAAGCCGAGGGCUUCGUGUGCUCGGAGUGGCUCGCGGGGAGAGUAUGCAGUCGUUGAUGUUCCUCGGAAUGGUCGGAAUGAUGGAUCCGCCGAGGCCCGGCGCUUCCGAUGCGAUCAGUAUUGUGAAGGCGAGCGGAGUGGACGUGAAGCUCAUCACUGGAGAUGCCAUGGAGACUGCACAGAGUAUAGGUGAGUGGGCGGACACCCCUAAUAGUGAGACAAACUUUCAAUCUCCCAGGACACACAUUGGGAAUCCUCUCAAGCACGGAUUCGUGCCUCUCCGGCCAACAAGUGGAUCAGAUGUCGGACCACGACCUGGAGCUGGUGAUCCGUCAAGUGACAGUCUUCUACCGAGCAUCCCCUCGCCAUAAACUCAAAAUUGUGAAGGCUCUCCAAUCGCUGGGAGAAGUUGUGGCGAUGACCGGAGACGGAGUGAACGACGCGGUCGCACUGAAAAAGGCGGACAUUGGAGUGGCGAUGGGUCUGUGCGGAACGGAUGUUUGUAAAGAAGCGGCCGAUAUGAUACUCUGCGACGACGACUUUUCGACGAUGACCGCCGCGAUCGAGGAGGGAAAAGCCAUCUAUCACAACAUUACCAACUUUGUCAGGUUCCAGCUAUCAACGUAAGUUUGCAAAACGUCUAGAAAAACCUUCCAAAGUUUAAAUUUCAGAAGCGUCGCCGCCCUUUCACUGAUCGCCGCAUCCACAAUGUUCCAGUUCGAGAACCCGUUGAAUGCGAUGCAAAUUCUGUGGAUCAAUAUUAUCAUGGACGGACCGCCGGCACAAUCUCUCGGCGUGGAACCAGUCGACGAUGAUAUCAUCCGGCAGCGGCCGAGGAAUACGAAACAGCCGAUGCUCACCGGAAAACUCAUCGGAGACAUUCUCGCCUCGGCAGCUAUCAUUGUCGUCGGCACGUUGAGCGUGUUUUAUAAAGAGGUACGGGCCACUAAUAUGGUUCAAUUCUUAGGGUCUCCGUUUCAUUCUAGAUGUCAGCGGACAACAAAGUGACGCCGCGCGACACGACAAUGACGUUCACGUGCUUCGUGCUCUUCGACAUGUGGAAUGCGCUCUCGUGCCGAUCGUCGCGCAAAAUGAUCUGGCAAAUCGGGAUCCGUCGCAACCGGAUGUUCUGUUUGGCGGUCUCCGCGUCGCUCAUCUGCCAACUGCUCGUCAUCUACUGGUCGCCGCUUCAACACAUUUUCCAGACCGAGGCUCUUUCGCUCUUUGGUAAGAAAUGUGUACAAAGAGCAAUUAGAAUAUACGGGUUCAUAGGUUCGGGUUGUUUGAGAAACGCCAAAACAUUUUGAAAUUUCCGAACCAGCGGCAACCAUAAGACCCCCCUGUGGAAAAGGCUAAAAAACUUGGCGCAACCUGACACAACCUGACUAUUACGGUCGCGGUAAAGUCGGAAAUGUCCAGAUUGCUGCCCCUUAAGGACAUUCCAGUAAUCUGUUCAUUAGUGGACUGUAGUGCAUGUAACAAGUAUCCUAGUGGGUUCAAAUAAAUGGAAACUGAUCGAAUAUGACCCAUAGAAGUAAUUCAGACAGUCAGAACAACUUGACUGCCAAAUUUUGUUUUCCGAACUAGGCCCCUCCCACUCGCCGGUCCCGAACUGCCGGUGCGCAAUACAAAACACCUAUGUACCGGGUUCCUUUGCAGAUCUCAUCUUCCUGACGACCAUCACUUCAUCCGUUUUCAUUUUCAACGAGACUCGCAAAUACUUCACUCUCCGCUCCAAAUCGCUCAACCACGAUCCGCGCUCCGUCAGCGGCAUCUGA
Molecule: messenger RNA, 3798 nt
Organism: Caenorhabditis sp. 36 PRJEB53466
Lineage: Eukaryota; Metazoa; Nematoda; Chromadorea; Rhabditida; Rhabditidae
Source: the annotation of a GenBank genome assembly